AUGGGCUCGCUCGAUUCUCCCAAAGAUGAGCUGACCGUGCUGGUCACCGGCUUUGGUCCCUUCAAAGAGCAGUAUCCCGUGAAUCCCGCGUGGGAGAUAACUGCCUCGCUGCCGGAUUACCUCCCGCCUGACAGGGUUAAGGAUCCCGUGCGGCAAGGUCCGUCUGCCCUGCCGGCGGUUCGGAUCCUAAAGCACGGUCCGGUCCGCGUCAACUACCAAGUUGUUCGGGACUUGGUGCCGACGCUAUGGGAUGAUCCGGAGCAGAAAGUUGAUUAUGUCAUUCAUAUAGGGAUGGCAGGUCCGCAGCAUGUUUAUUCUAUUGAGAGACGGGGUCAUCGCGAUGGGUACGACAAGCAGGAUGUUGAUGGUCAACUUCUUGGUGAUGAGCAGAGACGUAAGCUUGAAGGGGAUAAAUGGAUAUGGCAUGACGUUCCCGGAGAGCUUUUAACGGACCUGGAGAUCGGAAAGAUCUACAAGCGAUGGGUUGAGCGCAGCCCGGAUAACCUCAGACUGCAAAUGUCCGACGACGCUGGGCACUACCUAUGCGACUUCAUCUACUUCUCGAGCCUAGCUCACUUGUAUAAGCAACAGCGGCCUAAGAAAGUAAUCUUCUUACACGUCCCCUUGCACCCUGACCCUGAAUCUCUCAGCCGCGGAAAGGAGCUUGCUUUGCAAUUAAUUAAGUCGGUAUGCGAGGUUGGCCUGCAGCAGGAGCAUGUAUCUUAA
Messenger RNA from Daldinia childiae, 726 nucleotides. Its product is annotated as Pyroglutamyl-peptidase 1. The record is from RefSeq and is a predicted model, not a curated record. The coding region runs from base 1 to 726 and encodes 241 amino acids. Gene Ontology annotation, biological process: proteolysis. NCBI's taxonomy places the organism in Eukaryota, Fungi, Ascomycota, Sordariomycetes, Xylariales, Hypoxylaceae. The transcript has 4 exons.